This is a messenger RNA of Chelonus insularis, 1626 nucleotides long. RefSeq names its product palmitoyltransferase ZDHHC22-like. Gene Ontology annotation, molecular function: protein-cysteine S-palmitoyltransferase activity. The coding region runs from base 160 to 993 and encodes 277 amino acids. The transcript has 2 exons. The record is from RefSeq and is a predicted model, not a curated record. NCBI's taxonomy places the organism in Eukaryota, Metazoa, Arthropoda, Insecta, Hymenoptera, Braconidae. Gene Ontology annotation, biological process: peptidyl-L-cysteine S-palmitoylation; protein targeting to membrane. Gene Ontology annotation, cellular component: Golgi apparatus; endoplasmic reticulum.
GUUUUUCCAUCAACUCUACAUGUAAUACGUUGUAUUUUCAAAAUACAAACAAAUAAACAGGCAUUAUGACAAGCGUUAUUGUAAAAAUUAUAAAUAAUUUUUUUUUUUAUUACUAUAGACAUAAUCUGUUCAAAUUUUUGGAAAAUAAAUUAAUUCAUCAUGUAUAAAAAGCGGAUGUUCUACCAAAUAGCUCUGAAAAUUUGUCCAUUUAUUGCUUUGCUAUUUAGUAUUCUUGUAACUGUUAUCACAUUUUAUAUAAAUCAGGGGCUCUCUUCACUGUUCAUUUUCAUAUCUAUUCAGGUUUAUUUGAACUGGUAUUCAAUUUACUCCAUCAGCUGUAAUGCCACGACUCUAAAACGUAUGAAUAGAGAACCUAAAAAUGACAGUGUAAUUUUAACAAUAAACUCUGAGUCUCAAUCUCCACAUAAAUUCAAAUAUUGGUACUGUGAAAAGUGUCUCAACUACACGUAUAGACCAACGCAACAUUGUAUAGGCUGCAACAAAUGUUUUCACUUCAGAGAUCAUCACUGCUUCUUCAUUGGUGCUUGCAUUAUUCAGCAAAAUAUGGGAAAUUUUAUUGUAAUAUGUUUUCAUGCAUCUUUAGCUUGUUUCUACUCGUUGUCAAUUUUGGGUCCUUAUUUAUAUGCAAAUUUAGAAGAAACAUUUAUAAAAGACCCAAGCGUUUUUAAUAUAAUUAUUAGUUUUUGUUUUCCAAUUGCAUUAGCUAGGUAUAUUUCGGGCAAAACUUCUUGUCUUUUAUUAGUAACAUUAUUUGAUGCUCUUUGGUCAGUUGGUUUACUUUGUUUCGCUUACUCAAUAUGGAAAUUAUACAGCUGUUUAACUGGAAAACAAAAAUAUUAUGGUGAAAUAUCUAGAAAACAAGAGUUGAAAGAAGUAUUUGGAAGUUAUAGACUUUGUAAUUUUUUAUUUCCGUAUAAUGGACUUGCCGGUACAAGAGAUGUAAAUGGAAAAUAUCAAUUGAAGGAAGUUUAGUUUUUUAUUUUCAAUCUUAAGAUGUAUAUUUAUGCUUACUGAAAUUAAAAUACAGUUAAAUUUGUAGAAUAUUUUUCUAUCAAUUAUCAAAUUUUUUACGAAACAUCUAUUCACUUUUUGGACUUUAAAACAAUCAUUUACAAUUAUCAAUCCGUUGUGAAAUAAAUAUAUGUACAUCUCACAAAUUUGAGCGUUUAUGAUAAUCAAAACGGAGUAAAUUUGAUUUAUAGAUUAAAUAUAAAAUUAAAUGCAUUGUAGCAUUUAAGUUCAUUCAGUCAUGUGCUAUGGUUUUCAGGUUAACAUUUGAUUAUAGUACUAUUGAGUAAACUUUACAAUUCAGUAUGGUGUAUAUGAUGAUUUUUGAAGUCAGAUGGAUUUAUAAACAAGCCUUCCAUAGCUUGCCACUGAGUAUGGCCACUUGAUGAGUGUUCUCCUACUACUUCAGCUUGCCCUGCGAUAGGCGACCCAUAAGUUCUACCACUGACUGAUAAAUAUCUGAAAAUAUCAAUAGAUAAUAUAGUACAUUGAGAAACUGGGAUAAUAACUAAAGUUAAGAAAUAAUGGUGAUUAUUUUGUAAUGUCAUGCUAGUUUAAUUGGGUUAACUUAAUAAAGCAUACGUUUGAGUAUCUAUA